AUGUUCCUAAUCGCAAAAAUCGUGCGCGGUCGCCGUCUGCUCCACGAGCUCGAGCAGGAAGAGAAAGAAGAAGAAGAGGCUCUGUCGACGGCUCGACGAGGAGGGCCUGGCGCCGCUCGGAAUCGGAACAGCACUUCCGCUGCAUCCGGACAUGAGCCCGGUGAUGAGACAACCGCUUCUUCAGCUGAACCAUCAGCAUUGAGACCGCAGUCUUCACGGCGGAGGAGUCCCCUCAGCCCGACAACUGUCCGACUUCGCCGUGGAUCUGCAGCCGUCGGCGAGCUGUUCAUGAUGGGAAGGGGUGAGUGCAACAAAAUGCGAUCUCCAGAUAGGAAUUGCUCGAUUGUAUGCUUCUUCUACCGC
Messenger RNA from Mesorhabditis spiculigera, 363 nucleotides. The record is from the annotation of a GenBank genome assembly. Lineage: Eukaryota; Metazoa; Nematoda; Chromadorea; Rhabditida; Rhabditidae.